This is a messenger RNA of Sesamum indicum (sesame), 1977 nucleotides long. The record is from RefSeq and is a predicted model, not a curated record. Lineage: Eukaryota; Viridiplantae; Streptophyta; Magnoliopsida; Lamiales; Pedaliaceae.
GUGUGUGUAUAUAAACGAACCAUUUUGCCCUUAGAAUUGAAUUAUAGUUCAACAAAAUCCACAAGACAAGUUGAGAGGUUCUUGGAGGAGCAGAGACUUGAGGUUGAGGAGAGAAUCCCUUGUAUUAUCUCUAUCUACUCCACCAAAACCUCAACUUGCAUUCUAUCGGGUACUUACAUACAUACAUAUAUAUAUACAUAUUUCUGCAAACCCUUUCAGUCCACACGUUUCUUUCUCUCACUUGAUGUGAGGGAGCGCAUAAAAAGCUGAAAUCUUGAUAGAGUUUUUUAGUUGGGCCGACUUUCUCUCAAAAUGGCGAGUUGGGUUUUAUCAGAAUGUGGUCUGAGGCCACUCCCGAGGGUCUAUCCUAAGCCAAGAACUGGCCACCCUUUGUUGAAUUCCAAUCCCACAAAGCUGAGAUUUUCAAGAACAGAUCUUGGAAAUGGUUCUUCAUUCUGUUUGUCGAGUGGGAUUCUUAGGGAGAAAAACUGGGCUCUGAGGGUGAGUGCUCCGCUGAGAGUUCUGCAAGUGGAAGAAGAAGAAGAAAAUAAGGAAGGGGAGAGAGUGAUAAAUGGCGGAGAAGAAUUUGACCCUGGGGCACCGCCUCCAUUUAAGUUAUCUGACAUUAGGGAAGCCAUUCCGAAGCAUUGUUGGGUUAAGGAUCCAUGGAGGUCUAUGGGCUAUGUGGUUAGGGAUGUGGCUGUCGUUUUUGGAUUGGCGGCUGUGGCAGCCUAUUUCAACAAUUGGGUUGUUUGGCCUUUGUAUUGGUUUGCUCAGAGUACUAUGUUCUGGGCUCUCUUUGUUCUUGGACAUGAUUGUGGUCAUGGGAGCUUUUCAAAUGAUCCCAAGUUGAAUAGUGUGGUUGGUCAUAUUCUGCAUUCUUCUAUUCUGGUUCCAUACCAUGGAUGGAGAAUUAGUCACAGGACUCAUCAUCAGAAUCAUGGGCAUGUUGAGAACGAUGAAUCUUGGCACCCGUUGUCUGAGAAGAUUUACAAGAAUUUGGACACUGCUACCAAGAAAUUGAGGUUCACAUUGCCUUUCCCUCUGUUGGCAUAUCCCAUCUAUCUUUGGAGCAGAAGUCCUGGGAAACAAGGAUCUCAUUUCCACCCAGACAGUGAUUUGUUUGUCCCAAACGAAAAGAAAGAUGUGAUAACAUCAACAGUUUGUUGGACGGCAAUGCUUGCGUUACUUGUAGGGUUGUCUUUUGUUAUCGGUCCGGUCCAAUGGAAAUGUAAUGUGGCUUGACUUAGUGACCUACUUACACCACCAUGGCCAUGAGGACAAGCUUCCUUGGUACCGCGGAAAGGAAUGGAGUUAUUUGAGAGGGGGGCUUACGACUCUUGAUCGUGAUUAUGGAUGGAUCAAUAACAUCCACCACGAUAUAGGGACUCAUGUGAUACAUCACCUCUUCCCUCAAAUCCCACAUUAUCAUUUGAUAGAAGCUACUGAAGCUGCUAAGCCAGUACUGGGCAAGUAUUACAGGGAGCCCAAAAAAUCGGCUCCUCUCCCAUUCCACUUACUGGGAGAUCUCACACGAAGCUUGAAGAGGGAUCACUAUGUGAGCGAUGUGGGUGACGUUGUCUAUUAUCAGACAGAUCCUCAGCUGACUGGAGCUGAGAAAUCGUGAUCUUGAUAAUAUCAAUGGCUGAAAAGCCAACUCUAAGAUCUCGAUACUUGGCAAGUCAUGACUAACUCUCUGUUAGCUGUUGCAGACACUGGUAUGAGCUCAUAUAACCAUAAUUAACUGCAGGGCCUUGGAUUCUUUCACCAAGAGAAUUGAAUUUUUUCCUCCCGUGAUGGAGUACAAUAUAGUUGUUAUAGAUCACAAACACUUGACGCCUAUUUGUGCAAGGAUGUAACGAUGUCGCGAUGUACUUCGAUAUUGAAGGAAAAUUUUCUCAAUAACUUGUGUUGGAGACGCUCAUGUCAUUUUACAUUGUCCUUAGCAGAUUCCAGGAAUCCAGACUUAUCAAACAA